AUGGCCUUCGCUACCAAGAGGUUGCAGAAGGAACUUGUCAAGAUUCACCAUGGCCUCCCGCCAGGCAUCGAGCUAGUUUCAUCCGACAACCUCGAGGAGUGGCAUCUUGAUAUUCGGGUUCUCGACCAGAACCCGUUGUAUCUAAACCAGAUAUACAGACUGAAGUUCAAGUUCAGCUCGUCAUACCCGAUUGAGCCGCCCGAAGUCGUGUUUGUGAAGCUGCCCGACCGUCCAAUCCCUAUGCACCCCCACAUCUACUCCAACGGCAUCAUCUGCCUGGAUCUUCUCGGCCAACAAGGAUGGAGUCCAGUGCAGAACGUUGAGAGUGUCUGCAUGAGCAUCCAGAGCAUGCUGACCGGCAAUUCCAAGAACGAGCGGCCCCCCGGCGACGAAGAGUUCGUGCGCGGUAACCGGCAACGACCCAGAGACAUCGACUUCUACUAUCACGAUAACACCGUCUGA
This is a messenger RNA of Thyridium curvatum, 462 nucleotides long. RefSeq lists its product as uncharacterized. Lineage: Eukaryota; Fungi; Ascomycota; Sordariomycetes; Thyridiales; Thyridiaceae. The coding region runs from base 1 to 462 and encodes 153 amino acids. The record is from RefSeq and is a predicted model, not a curated record. The transcript is spliced from 3 exons.